Molecule: messenger RNA, 3480 nt
Organism: Gavialis gangeticus (Gharial)
Lineage: Eukaryota; Metazoa; Chordata; Crocodylia; Gavialidae
Product: corticotropin-releasing factor receptor 1
Exons: 10
Coding region: 186-1010 (274 amino acids)
Biological process (GO): cell surface receptor signaling pathway; adenylate cyclase-activating G protein-coupled receptor signaling pathway
Cellular component (GO): plasma membrane; neuron projection
Molecular function (GO): G protein-coupled peptide receptor activity; corticotropin-releasing hormone binding; corticotrophin-releasing factor receptor activity
Source: RefSeq, a predicted model, not a curated record
UGGUACAUGCUGGCCCCGGAGUGCUGUGGGGCAGCUGGUGGCUCGCCCCUGCCCCGAAUACUUCUACGGAGUGCGGUACAACACUACAAAAAAAGAGCAAGCUGCAUUAUCACAUCGCUGUCAUCAUCAACUACCUGGGGCACUGCGUCUCACUUGGGGCCCUGCUCGUCGCCUUUGUCCUCUUCAUGCGCUUGAGGAGCAUCAGAUGCCUGCGUAACAUCAUCCACUGGAACCUGAUCACAGCCUUCAUCUUAAGAAAUGCCACGUGGUUCGUGGUACAACUCACAAUGAACCCGGAGGUGCAUGAGAGCAAUGUGGUCUGGUGCCGUCUGGUCACAGCUGCCUACAAUUAUUUCCAUGUCACCAACUUCUUCUGGAUGUUUGGCGAGGGCUGCUACCUCCACACGGCCAUUGUUCUCACCUACUCUACAGACAAGCUUCGCAAGUGGAUGUUCAUCUGUAUUGGCUGGUGUAUCCCCUUUCCAGUCAUUGUUGCCUGGGCAAUUGGGAAGCUGUAUUAUGACAAUGAGAAAUGCUGGUUUGGGAAGCGAGCAGGCGUUUAUACUGAUUACAUCUACCAAGGCCCUAUGAUCCUGGUGCUCCUGAUCAAUUUUAUCUUUUUAUUCAACAUUGUUCGGAUACUCAUGACGAAGCUCCGGGCCUCAACCACAUCAGAGACCAUCCAGUACAGGAAAGCUGUGAAGGCCACACUGGUCCUGCUGCCAUUGCUGGGUAUCACCUACAUGCUGUUCUUUGUGAACCCCGGGGAGGACGAGAUCUCCCGCAUUGUCUUCAUCUACUUCAACUCUUUCCUGGAAUCCUUCCAGGGCUUCUUUGUCUCUGUCUUUUACUGCUUCCUGAACAGUGAGGUUCGUUCCGCUGUACGGAAGAGGUGGCAUCGGUGGCAGGACAAGCACUCCAUCCGCGCCCGUGUGGCCAGAGCCAUGUCCAUCCCCACAUCCCCAACACGUGUUAGCUUCCACAGCAUCAAGCAGUCAACAGCCGUCUGACACAGGAAGAAGUUAUCACCCACAAGGGAGGCAGAGGCUUGCCAUAGCUUCUCCUCUGCCACUUGCACUUCAGAUUGAGUGUGGUGUGUUAGCUGGGACCUUACAGGACAGCAGGAGGCCACAAGCUUGUGAGCCAUGGCUCAGCAGAGCCCACUGGAGGAGUGUGAUGCUCCAAAGAAAUCCUCUGCUAAACUCUCCAGUGGUUGACCUGGGAAACGAGACAUCAGAGCAGCUUCUGCUUAUUCUGGCUGGCCAGUGGGAGGCCAAAGCAUCCAUGUCUGUGGGUUUGGGCAGUAUCCGGUGGCUCUGAAACAAGAAGGCAGCUGAAGGCAUCAGCCUAUUUUGGGGUCCAUACUUUCCCCAGGCCUGUGGAGUGACAGUGAUUCCCAGAACGGUGACUGCCUUACUGAAGGUAUGGAAGGGUCCAGCAGAUGCCACACUGCACUGCAUCACUCCCACUGCUGGGGGACUUGAGACACCUUAUGAGUACAGGAAGAGCCCUGAUCCAGAACCUGGGUCCUGACGUGCCAUGGUCUGAGAUCUUUCCCUCCUCCAUGUUUGCACACACUGCACUGCCCCUUCUCAGAUCUCAUGUCCUGCAUACCAAAGUGCUGUAAAAGCCCUGUCUGCAGCACAUGCUAUGUGCAUCAUGUGGGGUUGGGUGACCCCAUCAGAAGCCGCUGUGUGCCAGUGGCAUUGCUAACCGUGUGACAUUAGGGAAGUUGGUACAUUGUACCUCCUCAAUAUGGUCAACCUAAAUGCCCUGCAGAACCUCUGCAGGCCCUAGCAACAGGUACAUUGCUCUAGGGUACUUUAACCUCUAGUCAAGAACUGCCACUUGGGACAGGAAUAGAGUUUACUUGGUGCCGUUUCAGUGUUGCACCUUAUACAGCACUAAGGUUACUGAUGCUCCCACACCGACCCUGCUUCUGCCUCCAUGGAGCAAGAUGCCUGUGGGCUACAUGCCAGCACCUGCCAUGCUGCCUGUUCCAGUGCCAGGGCAUGAUGCCAUGAGGCAUGAUGUUUGCUAAGCUCUCAGGGCAGCCACUCCUGGUUUGGAGAGCUAAUACUAGGACUCCUACAUUGCUGCUUAAAUUGCCCAUUUUGGGGUGAAAUUUGCUUGUUCGGUCUCAAGUGCAAAGUUGUGUGGGACCAGUCCCUCACAGCAGCAUUGCUGAGUUACUUGUACUCAGGUUCACAUCUCCUGAGUUAGCCUCUCUCAAGUGUGAGCAUGGUCACACUUUGGAAUAAGACUAGUGAUUGUACUAGCGAUACUGGGUGGUCAGGAUUGCAGCUCAUGUGUUGUGGUAGCUCCAGCUGCAGGCCCUUACUCUCAGGACAAGUAUAAAGCAUCAGUGCACUCAGAUCAAUGGGGGACUUGUUUGUGGUCAGGACUUUAGCUGGGAGCAAUAUUCAUGUUCUAACUGGAGUUAACUCUGAAGUGAAGGCAAGUCCUGGGAGAACCAGAGAACAAGGAGGUAUGGAGAGUGGUCACAGCAAGCUGCUGCUGCAGAAAAGACAUAGACAUGAAGGGGGCAGGGCGAUCAGAUUCUAGCAAUGGGAGCAAGUUGUUGUAACUCAGUACAUGUGCCCUCUAUGACCUCUGUCAGCUGCAAGCAGGAGAGGCAGAAUGGAGGUAACUGAAAGGGAAAAGGAUUGUUCAGCCCAGAGCCAAAGACAUGGUGCAACAGGGCGUGAAUCGGGCAGAGCUAGCCAUGACAGAUCUAGCCAGGGUUAACACUGAUUCUAGGGCAGAGGGGGCAAGAGUCCCCAGCUGUCUUGGGGAACCCCUGCCCCCUUAACCCCUCACUCACACAUGUGAUGAAGCACCUUAGUUCUUCUGUGUCAUUAGACAACACAGAUUUUAGAUACCAUAUUUUUCACACAUAUAACAAGCACCCUUUUUCCCAAAACUCAGCUGCUGAAAAUAGUGGUAAGUGCUUUAAGUGAGAGAUGAAAUACAGUAAUAGCCUCUUUUGCAGCUUGAGCCUCUGCUGGGAGAAAAAGACACUUCACAUGAUGCACAGGGGACCAGCACAGUGAGUACAUAAGGGCUUUCUAGCAGCUGAAUGUGGACCCCUUCUCUUCCACCCUCUCCUUCCUGCCCCAGUAGAAGCUUGUGCUUCAGAAUCUGGCUACCCACCCAAGUAGUAUAAGGCUAUGUACCCAGCUCAAUUCAAGAAGAUGGGGCAGUUUGGUGGUUUGACUGUAGUUGUCUGUUUUCCCUGGAAAAGCACUGUAUUUCUCUGUAUUUUCAAAAAAAGAUUGUUUUUUCCCACCACUCUGCCUUUCAAAAACAAGCAGGUCUUAUUCAGGAGUGUGUUGCAUGUGAGGAAAUGAGGAAUUUCAUUCCUAAAUGAAAACUUGUCCAAAUGUGUUGCAUGUGGUAUGGGCCAAAGUUUCCCCAUGAAAGAUGUCCAGAUGCCAUAAGGAAUAAAGGCUGAACUGCCCUCUGGUGUCUAGUAACCUC